Molecule: messenger RNA, 2443 nt
Organism: Diorhabda carinulata
Lineage: Eukaryota; Metazoa; Arthropoda; Insecta; Coleoptera; Chrysomelidae
Product: RCC1 domain-containing protein 1
Exons: 3
Coding region: 256-1239 (327 amino acids)
Source: RefSeq, a predicted model, not a curated record
GUGGUUACUAUAGUUACUAAAAUAAUUGACAGUAAUAACAAAAAUGAAUAUAUUCAAUAUAUUCAUUUAAAUAACCGAAUUUCUAAUUAAAUAUCUAAGAGAGAUACUUACCAUUAUUUGAUGAGCAAAAAUUACGACUAAAGAAAUAUUUAUACGUACUAAGAAGAUAAAAGUUUUAAAAUUUCUUGACGAAUUUUAAGCAUAUAAGGUCUAUAAGAGAAUGACAACGUACAUGAAAUAAGGGAAUAAUCGAUAAUGAAGUUAUGUUGUAACGGUUUCAAUUUAUUUGGACAACUACAGGUUCAAGCACCAAUUAUUUAUGAAUUCACCCCAGUAUUUCAAUUUGAGGUUAUAAACAAGAUAUUCAUAAACCAGACUUACUCCCUUUUGGUUACCAACGAUAAAAGUUUAAUUUACUACAAAAAGGGGGUAGUAGACAUAACAUCAGUAAUUGGAAAAGAUUUUUUAAAAAUAACUUGUAGUGAUGAUAGAAUUUUAUUUAUAGAUGAAACGAAGCAAGUGAACAUUAUAGAACUAGGAAAUUUCAUGAAUAAAAGAAUAAUUUACGAAAAAUGCGUCAAGAAUAUUAGUAUCGGUUCUAAAAUAACUAUUUUGUAUACGUUAGAUGGUGGAUUAAUUAAUGUACCACAACCCCUUAAUUUUCAUUGUAAUAGAAUAUGCGAUAUAAAAAGUGGCAAAGAACAUUGUUUAUUGUUAGACGAAGAAGGCAAUGUAUACUCCAUGGGGGCAGGAAGUCGGGGACAAUUAGGUCAUGGAAAAUUAGACUAUGAACCAAAUCCAUUAUUGAUAGAAGCACUAGCCGGGAUUAAAAUAAAGAAAAUUGCAACUGGUGGCUGGCAUUCUUGUGCCGUUAGUCAAGAUGGUGACCUGUAUGUUUGGGGUUGGAAUAGCAAUGGUCAGUUGGGAUUAGGAAAAAAGAAUGAUGAGGCUGGUUAUGUAUCUACCAUGGCAACACCACAUGUAGUCGAUUUUUUUGAUGAUACAUUAAAUUGUUUACUAGUAUCUUGCGGCAGUAGGCACACUAUUAUAUUUUUAGGUAACAGACACUUUAGUGAGGAUAUUUCCAUUUUUAAUGUAAGGCUAUUAGGUACUUUUAUCAUAUUUUUAAACCUAGAAGGACAUUUUAGGAUCUCCACGUGUCCCAGCCACCUUAAACACGCCUCCCGGAUUAACACUAACAAAUCUAGCUCGCCAUACAUCAGCAGCAGCAGUAUGUAAAUACUGAACCGGUUAUUGUCUUUUAAAUUGUGAGCUUCGACCUUCGUGAUAGCCCUCCAAACUUUAUCGUUCUCUAGAUUGCUCAGAUGUAUCUGUUCCCUGCAGCAACUCUCGUUGCCACGUCAUUAUCUUCAGUUAUUAAGACCCCAAGAUAUUUGAAUUGACGACAAACGUGAGAUGAACUGUUCACUGAAGACGGCUCUUAAUUUGGUUAUUGUUUCGCGUGCCGUGUGGCACCGUGUUGUUGAAACCACAUGUCCGGCAUGACUUAUUCUUCCAUUUUGUACAAAAAAAAAUCUUCAAUUAUCACACGGUAGCGCUCGCCUUUCACAGUACUGUUCCGGCCAUCGUCGCUUUUGAUUAUGCCACCAGUCUUCACUCCAGAUACGGAAAUUUUGCUUGUUGACGUAUCAAUUCAACCAUGAUCUCCCUUCAACUUUGCCAGCGCCCAUUCACCAAAUGUUAUACGUUGUGGGAGAUCGUGUGGCUUCAAUUCUUGCACCAGCCGUAUCUUUCCACGUAGUGAAGUAAUAGAGGCCCAAUUGCUGCGAAUGGCGGCAAUCGACAUUUCACGGUCAUCAGAAGCACUGUACGUUUGCGUGUUAGUGGUUUAUUGUCCAAUAGUAUAAACUGGGAUCGAAAUUUAAUCACAAGCUUUCGAAUAGUUUCCUCAGUAGGUCGACCAAACUGCCCAUAAAAUGGAAGUGCGCGAUGCACUCUUUUAACUGAGCAUGAAUUUUGAUAGUAAAAUUCAAUAAUUAGCAAGCGUUGUUCGUUCGUAAGUCGAUUCAUGAUUAAAUUAUAGACCAAAUUGAGCAAGUUUGACAAUGACACAAGACACGAUUCACGCGUGAUGUGUCAAAAACAGUGCUGCCAUAAAUAUACCAUCAAAAAAAAUUUGCAGCUUUCCGUUUUUCUUUUCCUUCGUAUAAUAAGUAUUUUUCAUGAAAUUAAUCAGUUUUGUAAUCUUUUUUGUGUAGAUAAUCGACAAUUGUAUGGUUGCGGAUGGAACAAAUACCAUCAACUUCGUAAAGAAGACAAUGAAAAUUAUUACGAAUUAACUCACCUUCAUAAUUUCGAAAAUGAUAAUGUUCUCGAUCUACAGUGUGGACCGUGGAAUUCUGCAGUACUAUGCAAAUAAUAUUUCAGUGAAAUUUUGUAAUGAUUUGUUUUAUUUUAAUUAAAUUCUUUCCAAUACUUCAAA